Molecule: messenger RNA, 325 nt
Organism: Staurois parvus
Lineage: Eukaryota; Metazoa; Chordata; Amphibia; Anura; Ranidae
Source: the annotation of a GenBank genome assembly
CAACUGCCGGUUUUCGGCAGUACUUUCAUCACGAUCUGACAGCGUGAGGAAAGUGCAGCCGAGAACCGGCAUUUGCAUUUCCCGGUGAUCAGCGUGUCAUUGGACACGGCUGAUCACGUGAGCAGGGAUCGCAACCGAUCAUCAGGGUCACUGAUUCACCAGUGCCCUGAUGAUCGGUGCCCAGCAGUGCCACACACACAGUUUACGCCACCACACUGAUGCCCAGCAAUGCACCCACCUGUGCCCCAGCAGUGCGCCCACCUGUGCCAAACCCAGCAGUGUCACCACCUGUGCCCACCAGUGCCACCCACCAGUGCCCAUCAGU